UCCAACUUACAGCAAAUCUUCUAAAACCCUUCCUUGCCUCCAGUUUCUGUUUCAGCAGCGAAGCAAAAGCCCUCUAGCAUGUUCAGCUGCAAAAGCUUAUUGUCCAAAAGGACCAAAACCAUAAAGAAAAAGAAGAAAAACAAGAGCAAGAACAAGAUCAGAAGCAAAAAUGUUCCCGGAAAACAAAACCCCAUUUGCGAAAAAUACCAAGAAGAAGAAGAAGAAGAGAUAGAGGAAGAAGAAGAUAGUGAUGAAGUUGAAAAAGGCUUCAAUCUUAAAGCCUCUGCUCCAUCUCACACACAUGGAGUCCAGCCACUGGGCAAUCUCUACCUCAACCCAGGUUCUGUCAACUCAAGAAACACUGGCUUAGGUAAUCUCCAAACCCUAACAGAUGAGCUUGUUCUUGAGAUUCUGGCCUUUUUAGCUGGGACCCACUUGGGGGUUUUGGCAACUGUGAGCAAAUCAUUUUAUAUCUUUGCAAAUCAUGAGCCCCUUUGGAGGAACCUUGUGUUGGAAAAUCUCAGUGAUAGGCUUCUGUAUAAUGGCUCUUGGAAAUCUACUUACAUUGCUGCUCAUUACCCUUCAUUUGAUGUGUCGAAUAUCAGUGUUUCCGGUUUGACAGUGAGAGACUUUUAUUCUGACUAUCUCUUCCAGAGUUGGCUCUGUGCCAAUCUUGAAAUGAAACCCGAAUGGCUUGAGAGAGAUAAUAUAAUCCGAAGAAGGGGCAUUUCAGUUGAGGAUUUCAUUUCCGAUUUUGAGGAACCGAAUAAGCCUGUGCUGUUGGAAGGGUGUAUGGACAAUUGGGUUGCAUCAGAGAAAUGGGAUAGAGAUUAUUUGGUUCAACUGUGUGGUGAUGUACAAUUUGCAGCUGGGCCGGUGGACAUGAAGCUUGAGGACUAUUUUAGAUAUGCUGAUCAGGUGAGGGAAGAGAGGCCAUUGUACCUUUUUGACCCAAAAUUUGGAGAAAAAGUUGCAAGAUUGGGUUCGGAGUAUGAAGUUCCUGUGUAUUUUAGGGAGGACUUGUUUAGUGUUUUGGGUAAUGAGAGGCCAGAUUAUAGAUGGAUUAUAAUUGGACCAGCCGGGUCAGGUUCCUCGUUCCACAUUGAUCCUAAUUCAACAUCAGCUUGGAAUGCAGUGAUCAAGGGAUCAAAGAAAUGGGUAUUGUUUCCUCCUGAUGUUGUUCCUCCGGGGGUGCAUCCCAGUCCAGAUGGUGCUGAGGUGGCAUGCCCUGUUUCAAUAAUUGAAUGGUUCAUGAACUUUUAUGGUGCAACAAAGACUUGGAAAAGGAAACCUAUCGAGUGCAUUUGUAAAGCUGGGGAGGUGAUUUUUGUACCUAAUGGAUGGUGGCAUUUGGUGAUCAACUUGGAAGAAUCAAUUGCCAUUACACAGAAUUACGCUAGCAGGAGUAAUUUGUUGAAUGUCUUGGAUUUUCUUAAGAGGCCAAAUGCCAGCACUCUGGUGUCUGGAACGAGAGAUCGGGUGAACUUGUAUGAGAAGUUUAGAAAUGCUAUUGAGGCUUCUUUACCUGGAACUAUUGAUCAUUUGUUGCAAAAAGCAGAAGAGAAGAAGGCCCAACAGAGUAAACCCUCCUUCUGGGAUACAGUUACAGAUUCAAAGGCUGGUGCAUUCAAGUUCUCUUUCUAGAGGAAGACGACCACAAGACACUGAGCAAACUGGAACUAGUACUUCAGCAUGGGGAUUCUUCAGAAAAAUGAGAGAACAAUUUUGACAUUAUUUGAUCAAUUUCAAAUUGUUGUACUUCAAUUAUUUUUCUUUACCAUAUUAAUGUCAUUGCAGUCCCUUUGGAAGUUU
Rosa chinensis is the source of this 1812-nucleotide messenger RNA. RefSeq names its product F-box protein At5g06550. The transcript has 2 exons. The record is from RefSeq and is a predicted model, not a curated record. Gene Ontology annotation, cellular component: nucleus. The coding region runs from base 79 to 1644 and encodes 521 amino acids. Gene Ontology annotation, molecular function: cis-regulatory region sequence-specific DNA binding; protein binding. Lineage: Eukaryota; Viridiplantae; Streptophyta; Magnoliopsida; Rosales; Rosaceae.